GCUCAAACGGAUUUUGCGCGAAUAGCGGCAUUUUGACAGUAUCGAAACAACCGGAGACUUUCGGUAAAGAGAACUAAACUACUGAGGCGAUGUUCUCUUCCUUAUCCAUCCAACUCCAACCAGUUGCUCUUCCGGAAACCAGGAUCCGAGACAGAACUGUGGGGAUCAGACAUUGCAGUCAUGUCGGCACCUGCCAUGGGACCCAGCAAAACUAUCCAGGGUGAUGCUGCACCAAGGAAAAAGAGGGGACCGGGUGCGCUGGCCACGGCGUACCUCGUCAUCUACAACGUUGUAAUGACAGCAGGGUGGCUGGUGAUUGCCGUGGGCCUGGUCCGAGCCUACCUGGCCAGGGGCAGCUACCAUGGCCUCUACUAUUCCAUAGAGAAGCCACUGAAGUUCUUCCAGACCGGGGCAGUUCUGGAGAUAGUGCACUGUGCUGCAGGGAUCGUACCGUCGUCUCUGGUUCUGACUGGAUUUCAGGUCCUGUCCAGAGUCUUCCUCACCUGGGCUGUUACUCACAGCGUCCGUGAGGUGCAGAGCGAGGACAGCGUGUUGCUGUUCGUCACGGCCUGGACGGUAACGGAGAUCAUCCGCUACUCCUUCUACACCUUCAGCCUGCUCAACCACCUGCCCUACCUCAUUAAAUGGGCAAGGUACACCUUCUUCAUCGUUCUGUAUCCCAUGGGUGUGAGCGGGGAGCUGCUGACCAUCUACGCCGCACUGCCCUACGUGCAGAAGACGGGCCUGUACUCCAUCACGCUGCCCAACAAGUACAACUUCUCCUUCGACUACUACAGCUUCCUCAUCCUGGCCAUGGUCUCCUACAUUCCUCUCUUCCCCCAGCUGUACUUCCACAUGCUUCGCCAGAGGAAGAAAGUUCUCGGCCACGCGGAGGACUUCAGCAAAACGGACUAGGCCGGCGCGCGGACACUGGACUGUCAACGAACAACGGAAAGCGGGAACACGGCGUCAAAAAUAAACUUUGCAAAAAAACAGAAGAGACAAUGCAUAGACCAACGGAAACCGGUCCUGGAGUUUGUAUGUUAAUCCAACGUUCAAUUUGGGUCGAUAUAACGCUCUUUUCUGUUUCCUUUUUUAACAUUUUUCUUUUUAAAUGUUCUGCCUCACAUUCUUUACACACUUGUUCAAGUUCAGGUAGGAGGGACUUACGUCCCAUUUUAGUUUUAGUUUUUUCAUUUUCGGAAGUAUUGCUGUCACGUUGUUUAUUCGGAAAGAUGGCAGACGUAGAGAUGCUCAGAUCACCACUGAGUAAACAGCUUCCUGGUGAGCUGUGAGUAGCAUCACGCCGCAGUACGCUAUGCCAGAACGAACGCACUGAUAGGAGCAGUCUCUUCUCUUGUAGCACAGAUAUAUCGAUUCCUCCACCUAUACCUAUCAAAGCCUAUUUAGUUAUCUAGGAAGUAGCAGUUUAUUAUAUACUAGUUACCACAUCCAGGACAUGGGACUUUUUAUAGCAUUGUACGAUGCAUGUUCCAACAGGCUUGUUAAGAUGCUACCAAGUCUUUUAAUUUAUUCCUUGCAUAAGGUUUUUUGAUAACAUUCCUUGAUUAGUUUAAUAAAACCUCUUCUCGUUUU
Molecule: messenger RNA, 1596 nt
Organism: Gadus macrocephalus (Pacific cod)
Lineage: Eukaryota; Metazoa; Chordata; Actinopteri; Gadiformes; Gadidae
Gene: hacd2
Product: 3-hydroxyacyl-CoA dehydratase 2
Exons: 8
Coding region: 181-915 (244 amino acids)
Biological process (GO): very long-chain fatty acid biosynthetic process; fatty acid elongation; sphingolipid biosynthetic process
Cellular component (GO): endoplasmic reticulum membrane
Molecular function (GO): 3-hydroxyacyl-CoA dehydratase activity
Source: RefSeq, a predicted model, not a curated record